GACUUGAUCUUCUGUGAUGGCUAUGAAAAACUACAACAACAACCAGCAAGCAAUGAUUGGUCCUCAAAUGCCAUCUAAUCGUGGCGGAAUGGACCCAAACACAAAUAAUGCACCACUAAGUUUCAAUAUGAACAAGGGGAGACCACCUAUGGGUGUUAUGAUGGAUGGAAAUCGAAAUGAUCCUUCAGGUGCAAGUCCAUCAGGAGGUAUGAUGGGGAGUUCAGAUGGAGGCAAUAACAAUAACAACAUGAUGAUGGGAGGUCAGGGGUACUACGGCCCCAUGGGCAACAUGAUGCAAAACCCCAUGAUGGGCCCAGAUCCCAACAUGAUGAUGAUGUUCAACCAGUAUGGAGGCUGGGGUCCUAUGGGGCCUGGAGGUCCAGGAAUGGGACCAGGUGGUCCUAUGAUGGGAGGACCAGGUUCAGAGUUCAUGCCUAAGGAAAUAAUGACACUAAAAUCAAGUGUUCUCUACCCUCCUCCUCAAAAUGCUCCUCCUCAGACAACUCGAGAAAGGCCUAUGGGCUGUAGAACUAUAUUUGUUGGAGGUCUACCUGAGAAUGUGACUGAGGAAAUGAUUGCUGAAAUAUUUGAGAAUUUUGGAAAUAUUGUCAGUAUCCGCAAAGGCAAAAAGAACUUUGCCCAUAUCCGAUACGAGAUGGAGGACAGUGUAGAGAGGGCUUUGUUUGUGUCAGGAUACAGGAUGAAGAUUGAAGAUAAAGACGAUAAACCAAACACAGGCCGCCUUCACGUCGACUAUGCCCAGGCCAGAGAUGACCAGUAUGAAUUUGAGUGUAAACAGCGUGCUGUGAUUCGUGAGAUGCGUCAUUACCAGCGAAUUGAGGAGGACAGACUGCGACCUCCCAGUCCACCUCCAGUAAUACAUUACAGUGACCAUGAAUCCCUCACUCUGCUUGAAAAACUGAAAUCUGAUGAUGAGUACCAAAUGGCAAACAAUGUUGUUAUCACGUGGCUUGAGCGUGGCGAUUUAACCAAGCGGAACGUAGCUAACUUCUACAGUCUCAUUCAGUGUACUAACUCACAGGUCCGAAAACUUCUCGGGGAGAAAAACGAAGCUGAACAAGAUGUACAGCGGGCUAAGCAGAAGUACCAGUCAGCCUUUGAAGGCAUCAUUCAACAAUUUGAUCAGAUUGAGCGGGUGUUUAAUUCCGCUCUCAAACAGAGGAAUUGGGAUCAUUUUUCUAAGGCUCAGCGCAAGAACAUUGAGCUUUGGCACAAACAACUGCAGGAGAUCAAAAAACAACAGCAGGAGGAGUUCCUUGGCUCUCGUGAGGAGGAUGACAUGGAAAUGUCUGAUAAUGAUGAAGAUCCAUCGGCUGCCAAGAAGAAAAAGAUGGACGAUCAGAUUGCUGCCUCUACUCUUCAUAUACAGGAAAACCAACUUUCAUUCCUACGUGAAGAUAACGAGGCUCUGAAGCGCCAGGUUGAAGCCUUUCAGAAUGAGACGCUUUUGAUUCGUCAGGAGAACAAGGAUGCCUUGACAGAGAAAGAUAACCAGAUGAAGAUGCUGCAAACUGUACUACAAGGCAUGCAACAGCAAUUGAUUCAAACACGCAUGCAAAUCAAAGAGUUGGAAAAGUACAAGACACUAGCAUCCAAAGUAAGUAGCAGUUCUGGGGAGAAGGCGAAGGAGAAAACAUCAGAAAAAUCAGGAGACAAAGAGAGUACAGAAGACAAGGACAGUACAGAGGACCAGACAGAUACAACUACAGAUACAAAAGAUGACACAACAGAACAGGUUACAACAGAGGACAGCGAGGACACAAAGCUAGAGAAGUCAUUAGUGACAGACAUCCCAUUCCUCAACUUAUCCUCUAUUGGCAAUACUGGUAGUAGUUUGUCCAUAACAGAAAAAGAAGCUAAGCUGAUAGGUCUGAUCUGUUGUUUCCUCCAUGUCCACCCAAAUGGGGCCAGUGUUGACUAUAUCUGGUCUUACCUACAUCAGCUUGGUGUAUCAUCACGCACCAGUGAACUCGAGAAUUUGAUGGAAAGAUUACCAGUGUUGUUCAAGCUUGUUAUGUCCGGUGUUGGAGCCACAAUUGAGAAGAGAUGGCAGUUCUUAGGUUACCAGUCCACAACAGUACCCUUCUUGUCCAUGUAGAGAUGGUGACGAUAGUUACCAGGAAAAUGUACAUUUAAUACUGUUUCUACAAAAUACUGGUCCGGUUAGUUUGUGAAAAGAUUGUGGGAUCAGUUUAUUGGUCUUUAGUUGAAACUAACCAACAAACAGUUGAAGAGGGUAGCCUCAAUGUGCUAAUAUUCUAUCCUAUCAAAACAGUGGAAAAUUUUGAAACAGCUGCAUUGUCUGACACUUCAAGUUAAUAUUAGAUAUACUGGCCGUGAGCUUGAAGAUUAUUAAUAAAAAGUCCCGCUUAAUUCAUAACCUUGGACAUCGACACAGUUAGAAGAAUCAGGAUAGGGGAGGGUUUUAGGGGUUCAGGAUUUGGAUUGUUAAUGGGACAGGAGUUUUCAAGAAAUCAGUUCAUUCGGUGUUGAGAAGGGUUUUGUAGGAAAGGAACAUAUGUGUGAAUGAUGAUUGUUGGGCAUUGAUGAGUUUGAAUGUAGCAUAGAAUAUAUGGGAUGUCAUUUGAUGUAUUGUAAAUAUGUAUAGUGAAGGUCAGACCUGUGAAUCUGAAAGGAUUGCAGCUUUGGAGUCCAAAUUUGUAACAUUUCUUCUUCGUCAAGAUUUUACAAAUGACAUUUUAAUCCUAAUGUUUACAUGGAUGUAAAAAUUUUAUUGAAAUUUUGUAGAAAUCUUCACUUACAUUCAUCCACCUGUUAUUUGUUGAAAAGUUUCUGUAUUUUUAUUACAGGAACGUUACAAUUGUUAGAAAAAUCACGCAACUUAAUGUUGCAUUGAUAUGAUUGCUUGAUAAACCAGUUUAUUUUUGUUCUUUGAAUUGUCUUUGGAGAUAAACAUUUUAAGGAAUAUUUCAGUGAAACUUCUAUCCUCCCCAAGGAAGUUUUUUUUAAUGGAUAUUAUCAAUAUUUUGUUGAUGCGACUACCAUUUUGUUGUUCUGGCAUCCAACAGAUUGUUCACUGUAAUAGUCCUUACAACUCCAACUAGUAACAACUGUUAUGUAUGUUCACAUAAAUAUGUCUUUAUUGUUUAUAUUUCAUGUCUCCAUUGUUAAGGUUUACCUAUAAUAGUGCUGAUACGCACCAUCUGUAUCACUCAUACUGGAAUACGUGAUUGCUAAUGUGACAAUUCUUGAAUGAAUGUUGACUUAUAUGUGUACAUAUCUUUUUAUGUAAAAAAUAAAGCCAGUACCAUGAAA
This is a messenger RNA of Ylistrum balloti, 3297 nucleotides long. RefSeq names its product ecto-NOX disulfide-thiol exchanger 2-like. Gene Ontology annotation, biological process: ultradian rhythm. Bases 17 to 2119 code for a protein of 700 amino acids. Gene Ontology annotation, cellular component: external side of plasma membrane; plasma membrane. NCBI's taxonomy places the organism in Eukaryota, Metazoa, Mollusca, Bivalvia, Pectinida, Pectinidae. The record is from RefSeq and is a predicted model, not a curated record. The transcript is spliced from 13 exons. Gene Ontology annotation, molecular function: RNA binding; protein-disulfide reductase activity.